Astyanax mexicanus (Mexican tetra) is the source of this 3510-nucleotide messenger RNA. It is a transcript of the gene slc39a9, whose product is annotated as solute carrier family 39 member 9. Gene Ontology annotation, molecular function: metal ion transmembrane transporter activity. The record is from RefSeq and is a predicted model, not a curated record. The transcript has 7 exons. Gene Ontology annotation, cellular component: membrane. Gene Ontology annotation, biological process: transmembrane transport; zinc ion transport. The coding region runs from base 730 to 1659 and encodes 309 amino acids. Lineage: Eukaryota; Metazoa; Chordata; Actinopteri; Characiformes; Acestrorhamphidae.
GACAUCCUCACGUUCAGACUGCCAACAUCACAGCGGAGAGCUGGGGUUAGGGGCGAGCCUGCAGUAGAGGAUUCAGCGCUGCUUAGCUUUAUAUCAGCGGUUCCUCCGAGUGCAGGAUGACUUUACCCCCACAGGAGGAGAUCAAUCCGAGCAGAGGAUCGGCCUGUGGCGCGCGGGGUUAGCUGCUGCGGGGUUUACUGUGGUGGGGAAGCGCUGCUGCUGCUGCCGCCUCUGCUGCUCGGGUCUGUGGGUCUGUGGGUCUGUGCCACUGUGGCAGGAGCUGAACUCGACCGAAACGGAGCUGCUGCUGAGUUUAUAACUGGGUUUAGUUCAGAGAGCUGUGUGUGUUUGUGUAAAAUACUGUAAUAUUAGAGUACAUUAGAGUCCGUCCAGCAAUAUUCACGCCUUCUUUCUCUUGUUUUCCUGUUUAUAAGCUGCUUCCUGCGCUGCUAACCAAAACAAUCUCUAGUUCUGAUUAAUCUUCAGAUUUCUGCCUUUAUCCACCAGAAAUCGGUGCGUUUAGUUUUUUUAAACUGCUCCUCCAGGGUUUAACUGUACUGUAUUGUAUUGGAAGCGGUUUUAACACUGUUUUUUUGUUUGUUGAGAAUAUCCCAAAGCUAGCUAGCUUUAGAUUGGCUUCAGCAGCAGGCUUCUUGUAGGUAGUUAGGUUAGCUUGUUAGCUUAUAGUUCAGGGUAUAAAGCAGUGGUGUACUGAGUCAGGCAGCAGAAAUGGACGACUUCAGCUCUAUAUCUCUGCUCUCUCUGGCGAUGUUAGUGGGCUGUUAUGUUGCUGGGACCAUUCCUCUGGCUGUCAACUUCUCAGAGGAAAAACUCAAACUGGUGACUGUACUGGGAGCAGGCCUGUUAUGUGGAACAGCACUGGCUGUGAUUAUUCCUGAAGGAGUCCAUGCAUUGUAUGAGGAGGUUUUGGAGGCUGGACAUCAUGCUCACGGCCAGGCUGAGGUGUCCGUCCCCGAGCAGAAAGUAGCUGAGGGAGUGGUUGGGCCCAGUGGUGAACACGCCCACAGUCAUGAGCAGCUCCAUGCCUACAUAGGCAUCUCUCUGGUGCUGGGGUUUGUCUUCAUGCUCCUGGUAGACCAGAUCGGCAGCUCCCACAUGCACAGCGGCGAUGUAGAUCCAGAAGCAGCAAGAGCUGCUAGCUCGAAGGUCACUACUACCCUUGGCUUGGUUGUCCAUGCUGCAGCUGAUGGAGUGGCUCUUGGAGCAGCAGCUUCUACCUCUCAGGCUAGCGUCCAGCUCAUUGUUUUUGUGGCCAUUAUGCUUCAUAAGGCUCCUGCUGCCUUCGGCCUGGUCUCCUUCCUCAUGCAUGCAGGUUUAGAGAGGAACCGAAUUCGUAAACACCUGCUGGUUUUUGCCUUGGCGGCUCCUCUCCUGGCAAUGCUCACCUUUUUAGGUCUCAGUCAGAGCAGUAAAGAGGCCCUGUCUGACGUGAAUGCUACUGGAGUGGCCAUGCUCUUCUCCGCUGGCACUUUCCUGUACGUAGCCACGGUGCACGUCCUCCCGGAGGUCGGGGGCACAGGGGGGCACAGCCAUUCGCCUGGAGGCAGCGGAGGAAAAGGACUGAGCAAAGUGGAGGUGCUGGCUCUGGUCAUGGGCUGCCUCAUCCCUCUAGUGCUGUCCAUCGGCCAUCAGCAUUAGAGUCGCUAGCAGAGGAAAUGAGGGAAAAUGAACUGUUGCUAACAGGGGACUUUUCCAAACGGUGGCCAAACACCUCAUGCCACAGGUUUGAAUUGCAUUUGUCUGUUUAACCAAAUUGGAAGCCGUAAGGGAUUUGAGUCGAUUUAACUCGUCGUGCCUCUCUCUGGGGGUUUCGGAUCUGUGGCAUGGCAGCUGACUUAUGGAAGUGGGUUGGACAGCAUUGUGAUCACAUGACCAUAACCCCUACCUCCUCUCUUCCACAGAGGAUUGUGUGCCAACAGCAGGCAUUAGCUGUUCUCUUAAUGAAUGGCAUCGUGGGUUUAUGUUGUCUUUUUUUUCCCCAUUUCUUUUCUUUUUUUCAGCCUCUCUCUUAAAUCUUCUCAGUAUCUCUUAAUAACUUCACUAUGGAUCACAUUUUGUUUUUAGCCAAUCAGUCGUAAGCUCUUUGUGUGUGUUCUGGAAAUUAGUUUUUUUUUUUUUUUUUUUUACUUUCUCUUAAACCAAUUAAUCAAUCAAACUAAUCGUCAAAAUACAUUUUUAAAAAUAAGGGACAGAUAUAUAUAAUAAUGUACACAGCCUUUUGGACUCACAUGAUGGCAGUAUGGCAAUGCAGUUGUUUAGAGCCUAUAUUUUAUUUUAUUUUAUUUUAUUUUAUUUUUUUCUCCACAAAACAGUAUGAAUAUGGUGAAGAGCAGUGAGUCUGUUAUUCUACUUGACUUAAAUAGUAUUAGUCAUCUCAGAGUCUCAGAAAAUACUUCUAGACAUCUGAAACAGUAAACUUAUAGACAUCAGAACAACAUUGCCUUGUUUUAUUUUGUUUUUUUGCUCAGAUUACAUUUAGAUUUCACUUGUCCCCAUAAAAAAACAUUGUGAUGGUGUCUCAGUGUCUCAAGACAAGACCAUUUUGAAGAAAAAAACAGUAUAAGAACCACUUAAUAAGAUAAGUGUAAACAGAAUCUGGUUUAAACAUAUCCAGAUACUAUCCAGAUUAAUUCCAGGUGUAAACAGACUUUAAAAAAGUUUUGCAAUUUGAAUCAAAGUAUGCCCAUGUAAUAUUUUGAACUGCCAAACAAGAUUUUUUUUGUUUGUUUGUUUAAUUAUUUUGUUUGUUUGUUUAAUUAUUUAAUUUGUUUGCAAUUGUAUAGGUACUAGUUGGACAGAAACAGUGUCUAUUUUUGGUGGUGAUAACUGAAAUAAUGUAAUUGUCUUUUUUUACUCAUGUGGGACCAUAGGUCAUCUUUUCAUGUCAUGUAGAAGGAACUGAAUAAUAGUUGAAGAACAAUGUUUCUAGCAUUCGUCGGAGGUUUAGCAUUACGUUAAGGAUUUAACAUUCCUUACAGCUUGCCAGGAACAUGUAUGAGACCCCAGAGCGCCUUUGGAACGGCCUGGAUGUACGACGUAUGCCCGUUUUUUCCACAAUGUCUGGACACUUUUUUUUUUCGAAUAACUGUUUAAAUUAUGAAGCUAGUUGACUUGAAAGAACUGCUGAAGCUUCUUCUCUUCUCCUCUGUGCUCGUGACUCGUCACUUACACCACCAGUUCAGCUGCUUUUCUCUUUCUCUGAAGCAUCUCCGAGCUCCGUUCAUGUGGGCAGGCUGGGAUGUUUUCAGUGUAUCUAUUAUGCCUGCCCGAAGCAGAGCUUGUGUAUAUAAUGUGUUCUGUAUAAAUCACUAUGAACUGCGCUUAAUGGAAACUUGGCUUCACUUUUAGACGUCCUAUAUUGAGUUUUUACCCAGUCUUUUAGUACAGUUUAGAGCGGCAGCGCGAGGGAAACGAAGACAGGACCUGGGUUUAAUUCAAACAGUGGGUAGGGAAUGUAAUAAAUAUUUUACAAGAAUCUCAGUAAUGCUA